AUGAAGCUUGCUGAAAACUACAGGAAAGCGGAGUUCUGCGACCGUGUUUUCAAGCUGGAGUUUGUAAGGGAACCGGCGGGGGUUUCGAGCCCUGUAGCUUCUAGCACGGUGUUCGAAAGUAUGCUCCGCCUUCUGGGAGCCGCCUCCACAACUGAAGGGCAGCCACGAUCUGUUCCGUCUUCCUUGGAAGCCGGAACGGAACCCUCCGCGCCCUUUCCCAGAACGAGGGUAGACGUCGAGUGUGACGAGAUUCCGGUAAACGCGAUUGUGGUAGCCGCGAAGAGCCGUGUGCUGAAGGCUAUGCUGUUCAAUGGCAUGAAGGAGUCGGACAAGACCAAGGCCGUGAUAUUAAGAGUCACCGCUGCAGAAGAAGUCGCCUUCAAGGAGAUGCUCCGCUUCAUCUACACGGGCGGAUUGUCGGCGCGGCUGCAAACCGCGGGCGCGCAAAUGCGCGAGCUCGUGUCUCUUCUCCUCGUGGCCGACAAGUUUGAGGUUCCGUCCUUUACGGGCGCCGUUCUGAAGUGCAUAACGGAACGCGAGUGGAAAAUGUCCGACGCUGCAACGCUCGCGGACUCGCUCCCUGAGGUCCUCACUGAGCAGUUCCCAGAUGUCAAAGCACUGGUGGAUAAAGCACGCACUUACGUCAUUGACACGUUCAAAGACGUCAAUGCGACGUGGACUUCAGCGGAGUUCCUUGACCUGAGCUGGGGGCAGAUUAAGCUUCUGCUACGAUCUGACGAGCUCGAAGUGGAUCAUGAGGAGGUGAUUCUGGAGAAGCUUCUCGUGUGGAUCGGCACACACUUUUCGGACUUGAACGAGAGGAAGCGGGCCGUUGCGAGGCUUGCGCCGCACUUGAGACCGCAUUCUUUUGGGGAGGCGUUUGUGAACAGUGCGCUUUUCCGCCUGCCCGAAUUGGACCUUGUCCGGAACGACUUUCGGAAGAGCAUCGACAUGCUGGAGUUGGCAGGGGUCGCUUCGCAGUUUUUCCCUUCCCGGCGAAGCAGCAGGGUUGAGAUAGUCGACUCCGUCCGGCUGGAUAGUGACGGAAGGACAGCAAAGUCGAAGUCGGUACGCUGGCUAGGACAGCGUUGGCAUUUUGCAGUUCAAAAAGUUUUCCGGAAGUCUCCGCCAACCGUGGGCGUCUUCUUAUACGUCGGUGCAACGGCAACCGAGCUUGAGCCAGGCAUUGAAAUCAGGAUCGACUUCCUCGUCAAAACAUGGCCUGAAAAGACGUGGAAGCAGAUUCACUCCGGGACAAAUGUUAGCGCCAGCAAAAUGUUUGCACAGGACCAUAGCCAUGGCUUUUUAGAUGCGCUCGGGCUGCCUUGGGACCAGGCAAUGCAAGCCAAGGAGUAUCUGGAUCCCUCAGGGCGCGUCUGUUUCAAAGUGGAAGCGCAGCGAGUAAGAAAGGCGCCAUAG
Messenger RNA from Klebsormidium nitens, 1419 nucleotides. Lineage: Eukaryota; Viridiplantae; Streptophyta; Klebsormidiophyceae; Klebsormidiales; Klebsormidiaceae. The record is from the annotation of a GenBank genome assembly.